UGCUCUGAACCAACUGGUUUUAGAACUAACCUUUUCUCUCUGGUUGGGUCCAAUCUAAAGGUCAGAACCCUCACUGGAGCGACCCGGUUCAGUUGAGAGUUUCUGUUGCCAGGAAACCUGAGUCUGCCCGCAGCUUGGUAACAUGAGAGGACAGGUGUGAGCGCCGGUUCCAAACGAAGCCGCAUCAUCAGAACGUUUGGUUCCUUUUCUGCUGGUAAGGAUGUCGGUGCUCAUCAGCGUUCUGGCCGGGUUCUGAUCCAUCUGAUCUUCCACUAAAGCACAGGCUGGUUGCAGAUGAAUCCACCAGAUUAUUUUGUCAUCCCGCUUUUGUUCUGCCUGAAGUUGUAAACGGGUAACAUGGGCGAGCGAGCCUGAAUUAUUGAUGAAGUGGAGCCUCGCUCUCUGACAGCAGAACAGAGGAAAACAGUUCAGACGACAAAAAAGAAGGAACGUUUUUAAAAAAUAAGACGGGAAAACAUCCAAGAUAAAAGAAGGAAACGUUUUCAAAAACGGACAAGACAGAAAGGAAGAGCAAACUGUGGAGGAAGACGGGAGCCAGAAGAAAGACGAGUACAGAGAAGAUGUAAAGAGAAAGUCCAGAAAAAAUGUCAGACCAGAAGGAAGAAGAUGAGAAGGAGAUGAAGAGUCAUGCUCCUCCCUCCUCUAUCUUAGUGGAGACUGUGAUGUCAUCGAGGAGGCCCGACCUGGUGUGCAUCGUGUGUUUUUGCAGCUAUGACCUGACAUCGCGGUUACCGCGGCGCUUGCACUGUGGCCACGCCUUCUGUCAGGCUUGUCUGAAAAGACUGGAUACAGUGAUCAAUGAGCAGGUGUGGAUCCCCUGUCCUCAGUGUCGACAAAACACACCUCGACCCAGAGGAGGAGCAGCAGGUCUGGACUUGGACUUGACGUCCUUUCUGGGGGUCAAAAGCCAGCAGGCCUGCUCCUCCUGGAACCCCAGUGGCAGAGAGAGGAGGCCUUCAGGAGACAUGCUGGCUAACGGCAAGCUGUGGCUGGGGACGGAGGAGACGGAUCACAGGAGGUCGCACGGAGGUCUGGCUGAGCCUCGCUUCCAUCGCUAUGGCAACUGCUGCCCACCUCUGCCCUGUUGGCAAUGCUGCUGGUUCUGCUGCACGUGGAGAGGCAACUGAGUCUUGAUUUUGAUGGAACAAUCUUACAAAGUCACAAACCAGAAAUAAAAAACUACUGAACUGCUGAUUGUGCUCCUUGUCUGUGAUUUAUCCAUGUUUCCAUCUGUGAAACAAUAAUCGCUUCUCCUCCUCUGACCUUACCACCUCCAUCCUGAUCCACCGCCAUCCUGAUCUUCCUCAUCCUGAUC
Oryzias melastigma (Indian medaka) is the source of this 1336-nucleotide messenger RNA. RefSeq lists its product as uncharacterized. The coding region runs from base 606 to 1148 and encodes 180 amino acids. The transcript is spliced from 3 exons. The record is from RefSeq and is a predicted model, not a curated record. Lineage: Eukaryota; Metazoa; Chordata; Actinopteri; Beloniformes; Adrianichthyidae.